Messenger RNA from Cuscuta europaea, 1910 nucleotides. Lineage: Eukaryota; Viridiplantae; Streptophyta; Magnoliopsida; Solanales; Convolvulaceae. The record is from the annotation of a GenBank genome assembly.
GAUUAGGAGAGUAUGGGGGAAAACUAAUUCAUUCCCUUAGCUUAUCAAUCGGUUCAAAUCCCGAACUUCCAUUCCAUCAAUUACUAUUUCAUCAAGAAAAAGAAGCUAACAUUCUGAAAUGGAAAAAAACUCUGAUGAAAAGAACAACAAUUCAGAUACAAAUGAAAACAAAAAUGCACAAAUCAAUGGCGAUCAAGAAAAUGGUCAUGAAUUACCCGACACCAUUCAACAUUUCAUUAAAAUCAUCGAAUCUAGAAUCGCCAGGUCCGGCGAGAUGCGGACCAAGAUGGGUAGAAUGACGGAGGAGGAUUCGUUCUUCUAUGAGGCUGUAAUGCGGUUAUCGACAUUUAUCAGAUCCGCGGAGGAUAAGAAUAAACAAUCAGCUGAUAUGAAACAAUCCUCGCCGACAGAAAUGAUUCUGCAACGAGCCGCGACGUUCAUGGAAGAAGAAUUACGUGUCCUGUUGGAAGAAUCGGGCCACAACGACGAUGGUGCAACCGGAGGAGAAGAUGCAUAUGAGCCGUUCUCGCCCGAGGUUGUCACGAGAAUGAACCGGAUUGCCACUGUGAUGAUAUCGGGUGGUUACGAGACCGAGUGCUGCCAGGUGUAUUCGAUUUGUCGACAUAACGCUUUCUUGAAAGACAUGAGAAGGUUAGGGUAUGAGAAAAUAGAAUCGGAAGAUAUCGAGAAGAUGAGUUGGGAUUCUCUAGAAGGUGAGAUCACACGAUGGGUGAGAGUAGUGAAAAGUUGCUAUCAAGUUCUUUUCAUAGAAGAAAGACGGCUGGCUGAAGCCGUCUUCUCCGAACAUCCCUUGAUAUCUCGAGGCUUAUUUAGAAACUUAGCCCGUGCAAUGGUGAUUCGGCUUCUAGACUUUGUUGACAUCAUUGCACAGACAAAAUGUUCUGCGGAACAAUUAUUCAAAUUCCUAGACAUGUAUGAGACAAUUCAGGGUCUAGUCCCAGCAAUCUCAGACGAAUGUCAUGUCGACUCCGAGCACGAGAUCACAUCAGAGAUACUUGUUGCCGGGGACCGGAUCGUCGAGGCCUGUGUAAAAAUCUUUUGCGACCUCGAGAACUCCAUAAAAAACGACGUCGCACGGAAUCCUGUUCCGGGCGGAGCGGUUCACCCGCUCACCCGCUACGUAAUGAAUUACUUAAUCAAUGCAUGUGACUUUAAACCAACCCUUGAGCGGAUAUUCCAAAAACAUGCAAAUUCCACCGGUGAGGGUGAAACUUCAUCAUUUUCUGCACAAUUACUCAACACCAUGGACCUUCUUGACAAAAACCUUGAAGCUAAAUCGUAUCUUUACAAGGACUUGUCACUCCGAGUCAUUUUCUUGAUGAACAACGGAAGAUAUAUCUUGCAAAAAAUCAAAGGGUCCCCAGAGAUACAUGAAGCUAUGGGCGACACUAGCUAUCGGAGGAGGUCAACAGUGGUCAGACAGUACCACAAGAAUUACCAAAGAGAAACAUGGGGGAAGGUGCUGCAAAUCCUAAAGCAUGAAGGGCUACUACAGAACGGUAAGGUAAACAAGGCGGCAUUGAAAGAAAGAUUCAAGAGUUUUAGCAACAUGAUGGAUGAAAUCCACAAAAGUCAGAGCACAUGGGUGGUCAACGACGAGCAGCUUCAGUCGGAGCUCCGGGUUUCCAUAUCGGCGGUUAUUAUUCCGGCGUACCGCGCCUUCUUAGCAAAGUUUAAACAACAUCUUGAUGGUUCAAAACACGUUGAUCGAUAUAUAAAGUAUCAGUCUGAUGAUAUUGAGACUUUGAUCGAGGGAUUAUUUGAUGGUAAUCCCACAUCAAUGAAUAAAAGCAGGAAGAAUUAGUUUAUUCAGAGCCAUAUAUUUCUUCCACUAACCAUAUAUGAUGAAACAAUUUUGAAAUACUGAACGAGUUGUGCAGAAAUUUACG